Molecule: messenger RNA, 660 nt
Organism: Aplosporella prunicola CBS 121167
Lineage: Eukaryota; Fungi; Ascomycota; Dothideomycetes; Botryosphaeriales; Aplosporellaceae
Exons: 1
Coding region: 125-493 (122 amino acids)
Source: RefSeq, a predicted model, not a curated record
UCAUCGCGGGCUCUCGCUACGAAGUGGCGACCGUCGGGGACGAGACCGGAAGAGACCUAGGUAGCAGAGGCUGUAAGCUAUGACGAUGCGCGACACGCGGCGAUGUAGAUGAUUGUGACGUACGAUGCCCAUGUUCCUGUCGACGGUAGCUAUCCGCUUGUUGGCGCCUUGCUUGAGCAGCUUGCUAGAGACAAUCUUCUCGAGGGCGAGGACGACGCCGUCCUUGCACCGUAUGCCGAUCGCAGUGCCUCCGUUCUCGACCGCCUUGACCGCGUACUCGACCUGUGUGAUUGUAAGCCGGCGCCGCGGUGGCGUGAGAAGCGAGCACGAGCUGUACCUGGAAGUUACGGCCAUCGGGGGAAAAGACGGAGUUGGACAGAUCGUAGCCGGUACCUAUAGACGUCUGUUGUCGCGUGGAUGGUUAGCGUUGGAGCAGGUGGAGCACGAGAAGGCGGAGCAACACACCAUGAUGGCGAAGUGGACGCAGAGAUGACUUGAGCGGGCGGGAGCAGCGGCUGCAAAUGAAUGGGCGUCGGGCGGAGGUGAGGGUGCGGAGGUGCAGAGCUGGGCAGGGCGUUGGCGUAGAUGUCGAACGAAGCUCCAAGGCUCCCGACGGGGAGAGCAGUCGUCGGGUUAUCAAAACGCCGACGCGGAGAGGCC